AUGGCAGUUUCAGCUCCCCCUGCUGGGGUUCUGGGAAUGGGGCCUGACCCGAAUUGGAUCGAUAAUUUCACGACCUGCAUCUUCAAACAGGACUACGACACAGCGCGAGAGGUGCUGCGAUCUGCCAUAGCACGCGGUGCCAGCACACAUCUUGCGGAGCAGUAUGCUAAGGUGCUUGAAGAGUUCUUGACGAAGCGCGAUGAGGUUGAAAACCCCGUGGCUCUUGCUCGCUUUGAGGAGUGUGUGGUUCGCGAAACCAGCAGUGGGCAAGGUCGCGGCUUAUACGUUCCAAGCUACCAGACUUGGGGUGCCCAACUUUGGAAGGAAAGGCCUCUUGCGUAUAUACAGUCGCCAGGAAGCCGCAAGUGCGUGCAGGUUUGCUGCGCGUGCCUGGUACCUGUAGGCAGCUUAGCCUCGCAAUUGAAGUACAUGAAUCUGGAGCCACCGCCUGGAUCCGAAAAGAUCCUUCUCUCAACAUAUCCCGACGAAGUGUGCCCGGACGGCUUUUGCCCCGGUCAAGUCAUCGCGUGUGACGGCAACGACUGCUCAGAAGUCUUUUGCAGCCAGUCUUGUCGCAGCUGGGCGCUUUCGGAGUCCUCCCACGCCAUCCUUUGCAAGGGCCGUCUUGGUCCAAAAAGCUGGUCCGCUCUACAAAGCCUGGAGCUUCUGGCGAUCGAAACAGACUCAGAGCAUCUGCUAUUGCUGGCGCACCAUGUGGCAUGCAUGACGCUGGCCAGAAGAUCUGGCCAGUCCUUGGAAGCCGUCAAAGAUCGCUUUGCCUCUCAAUUCGCUUCAGCUCCAUGGGAUAGCCUUGCAGGGGCGGACGACAGCGAUACGCCGGAAGAGAGGAGGCGAUGCAUGUCCUGCGCCAUCCCUCUCCUCGAGACGAUCUUUGAGGCUGAGGACUUGGCAUCGGGCUUGUUGGACAGCGAGCUCUUGAGCAACAUACUUGGAACCUUUGAGCUGGUGAACAUGUGCAUCAGCCUCCCACAUCCUCUCAACAGCCACGCCGAUGUGGCAGACUACCUGACUGAGGAGCUGGCAGAGGCUCUUGCUAAAAUGCAGGAGCCUCUGCAAAGCGACUCAGAGUCCGAGCCAGAGACAGAACAACCCACAAGUCCCUGGGCUUCCGCGCGACAGGGACAGCUUUUUGAGAAUAUUAUUGGCACUGCUCUGUGCGAGGCUUUGGCCUUCACGAACCACUCUUGCCUUCCGAACUGUCGCAUCGAGUUUGCGACGGCGAGCCAGCCAGAAGCAAAGGGUCCAGGACUUUGGCUGUACUCCGUCACUCGCCGACCCCUGGUGCCCGGUGACGAAGUGUUGAUGGCCUAUGUGCCGUCUGUGGUGGGACAGCCGCUUCAGGUGCGGCAGCGGAAGAUGCAGAAGUUUGGCUUUACUUGUCACUGCCGAACCUGUGAGACAGAUAGGGUGCUGGAGAGUGAGCCCGUGCCAGUUGUCACGAGCUCGGGAUAUCCGCAGCCAUGA
Messenger RNA from Symbiodinium necroappetens, 1485 nucleotides. The record is from the annotation of a GenBank genome assembly. Lineage: Eukaryota; Dinophyceae; Suessiales; Symbiodiniaceae.